Messenger RNA from Humulus lupulus (European hop), 963 nucleotides. Its product is annotated as protein rad9-like. Lineage: Eukaryota; Viridiplantae; Streptophyta; Magnoliopsida; Rosales; Cannabaceae. The record is from RefSeq and is a predicted model, not a curated record. Bases 1 to 963 code for a protein of 320 amino acids. The transcript is spliced from 4 exons.
AUGAGUCUUAAAGAGAAGGAUGUAAAAAAGUUGGUCACGCUGGACCUUCUUCAGAUGGUGAGUCUGGUGCCAUGUGAGCAGGAUCUGGUGGUGGAAAGUACCACCGGGGAGAACGACACGCCUGGUCAGUCUAACGAGGGCACAGAGCAAAUGACUGAUCGGCAUUCUCUUGGGCCUUCUCCGCUUUCCCGUAGACCUGGCGACUUAGUCAUUAGAGAGCCUGAUCCUCAGCGUAGAUCUACUAUUCCCGCUCAACCUGGGAAAGGAAAAGCUAUCCAGGUUGAAGGGGAACUUAGCUCAUCCUCGGACGACGAGGAUGAGUUCCUUGAUCAGAUCUUCAACGCAGAUUCAGACAUGUUCAGAGAUUGCGUUGCUUCAAAGAGGAAAACUGGUGAUGGAAGUGGCUCUAUGCCUCCACAGAAGAUUCAGAAGGUAGUACCGCCAAGUCAAGGGAGGCAACCUGGGGGACCGACUACACUUCCGCCAUUGACCCCCUCUUCCCUUCCUCCUUCUGCGAGCCUAACUCCUACUCACCAGGGUAGUUCGAGUGAGCUUUUUCGUGCUGUUAGCGACCUGGGCAAGGGGCUUCUUGAGGAUAUUGGCCGUGAUGCAUCGACGCUUCAAAGCCUAGACUCCUACCCUCGACUUAGUGUCGAAGUUGUCUUGAAGAGAGGACUCGCUCAAUUGAUGAAGUCACUUGUCACCAUUGGUCAUGCUCAGCUUCGAGCCGUAGAUUACAAGGAGCUGAUCAAGGUGCAGGAUGAUCAACUGCCUCUUAAUCUUGAUUAUUUCCCCAAGGAGGCCCAAGCAGAGGAUCUUGCCAGAUGUGAAGCAAGAGCCGCUGAAGAAGCUGCCAACCCUCCUGCACUCGCCCCAACCUGCUCUGCUAUAUCAUUUCGAGCGAGAGGAGCAGCUGAUGCAGAGGAGGGAGUCGAUCAACCCUCUAGAGGAGCUCGCCUGUGA